Messenger RNA from Cataglyphis hispanica, 2001 nucleotides. RefSeq lists its product as uncharacterized. Bases 198 to 1832 code for a protein of 544 amino acids. The record is from RefSeq and is a predicted model, not a curated record. NCBI's taxonomy places the organism in Eukaryota, Metazoa, Arthropoda, Insecta, Hymenoptera, Formicidae. The transcript has 3 exons.
ACUUGUCAUAUUGUAAUUUUAAUUUUGCACAUAUAAUUAGAAAUUAUAAAGAUUUAUUUGUAUUGUAAAAAUUUUUUUUUUCAAAUAAAUAAGUUUUUAAAUUUUAAAUAAAAGUUUGUAAAAAGCUUUGUAAAAAUUUACUUAUUUUAAUAGAUAUAGGUAAUAUAUAAUAUCACUUUUUUAUUUAUUUUUAUUAAAUGGCAAAAACAAAAGAAAUUAUAUGUUCGUUGGAUAUGAAGAAGAAUAAUAAUAAUUCUAUCAGUGCAGAUUUGUCUAAUCAAGAGGAAAAAGAUAAAUUGCUGGACGAGAUCGUGUUACUAGAAGCGCAUGUCUCUUUACUAGAAACUAUGAUUGUAACACCCAAAUUCGGUCAAUUAAAAUUUGAAAAAUUGCCAUUGACUCAUGACAGUGAAGCCGUAAGGUUUCAUAUACCGGACGUGCAAACGGAAUUAUGUCAUGAACUCUACCGAUUCGUGGGAUUGAGAUGUCGGGAUAUUGACCAAAAUUCGAGAUUCGUUUUUGAAAUCAAUAGCACCGAACAAAAUAACGAACAGUACGCAAUAGAGAUACUGAUAGACGAAAAUGGCUGUGGAAAAUUAGGAAAGUGGGUGUUACCUAUGUUCAUUAACGUACAAGAAAUAUUAUCGCAAUAUCCUAUCGAUAACUUAAAUAACGUAAAGUACUUUUUGAAGAGCUGCAAGCAUCAUGUUGAUAGUUAUCUUUGUCGUUUGAAACAGUUUAAAGAAUUGCAGAAUUCACUCUCAGGGAUCAAAAAUAUUCAUGUAUCUCACACUUUAGGCAUUAUUUUAAUUGAAUUCGUAAUAUCAGGAAUAAAAGAUAUAGAUACUGACGAAUUUUAUAACGUUAUACUAUAUUUAUACUAUGAAUCUACCGCAGCAAGACCUUACAAAUUAUCCUCGGAUGUGGAUGAUAACGAAAAACCAUCGCCGAUUUUAGUUAAAAAAUUAAACAAGUACUUUAAACCUUUCUUGAAGGAAAAUUUGAGCUUGGCAUUCUUGCAGAUCAGCGAAUCGCAAACUAAAUUUGUGUGGCAAAAAAUUAUGGCAAACGAUAACGAAGACAUUGCGGAAGUGUUCGACAAAUCCGAUAACGAAAAUAUGGGAUUUUUAACGGAGUUUUUACAUCGAGGCGAUAAGAAGAGACAGAAGAAAAGCAAAAAUAAAGUACAAAAUGAAGAAAUUACUUUGCGUGGAAAUGAAAUGGAAACUUCGCUUAGCGUUGAAAAAGAGAAGUUUAAAGAUACUAAUGUCACAGACAAUGCAGCGGAAGAUGAUUCUUCGGGAAUAGAUAAAAGAAUUAAGUCGCGCAAACGCAAACGUUUGACGAAAACAAUAGUAAAGCCAAGCGGCGCGAAAAAAUCACAAGCAGAUUUAAAAAAAUUCAAGAAAGGAAUAUCAAACACAGAAAAAAAUAGUGAUCGAAAUAUUGCGGAUAUCGAUUAUCCUUCGGAUGUCACAAGUGGAUUAAAAUCCAUUGUACAACAGAAAAAAUCUAAUAAUAAAAUACGCGAGGCAAAUAUCGAACAUGUACAAAUGGAAGAUAAUUAUAAUAGAAAGAAAGAUUCGAUUGAUAAAAAUAAAAAAAGCUAUAAAGAAUUGCUAAAUAAAUCAAAUAGUGAGCAUUCGAUAAAUUCACAGAAAGAAAAGAGAAAGACGAUCACACGUAUUAAUCAAAUUGAGAAGAAAAGGAAUAUUUCAAAACUAAAGAAUAAUAAACAAGCCAAAUUAAGUAGUAGCACUCCUAUUUCAAAAAGAUUAACCGACAAGUCCUAUGCAUUUGAUGAGAUGUCAUCUAUAGGAAGAAUGUCAUAGGAAGAAUGAAGAUAAUAUUUUAUAAUACAUAUUUGUGUUAUAAUCGUAUUGGAUUAACUUAACAUAUUUUGUUAUAAUUAAUUAUUAAUGAUACGUAAAGAGGAAAUGUAGAUAUGCAUGAAAUAUAAAAUAUAUAAAUAAAAGUUAUUACCUACAUAAUAACAAAAGU